UGCUACAUGUGCUACGACAAAUUUCAUAAAAUUUUUCAAUUCCUCCGGUCGGGCGGAGAAGUUUAGGACGUUAAUCGCGUCAGGUCGGAGGCUGCUCUUCGCAGCUUACCAUAAACGAACUCGCAAAACCAAUCAGCUAUUCGAGGUCUACCAAGAGUCAAAGCUCACUGUCUCUUAUCGCACAGCAUUGAGUAGGUAAAGUAGUGCGUAGCAUUGCUAUUCUCUCUAUUCUCUCUGAAGAAAAUCAACAAACACAGGACAUGGAUCUGGCAUUUCUUCUCCACGCUCUAAUUCCCUCGUGGGCCUCAGUUGGGAUCUUAGCCACGUUUUUUACCUACUUGGCCAUUGUUGGAUCCAUACUACCCGGAAAAGUUGUUUCCGGUGUGAUCUUACAGGACGGUACCCGUCUUCACUAUCGCUGCAACGGUUUGUUAUCGCUUGUUGUGCUGGUUGGGCUUCUCGGGAUCGGCGCAAAGAUGAAUUACAUAUCGCCCACUGUGAUAUCAGACAGAGGGCUUGAGCUGCUAUCAACAAUUUUAGCCUUCAGUUUUCUUGUGACCUUGGUACUCUAUGCUGCUGGCUGCAAGUCAAGCAAUCAGGUUUCUUCCCUGAAACCUCAUCUCACAGGGAGCUUAAUACAUGACUGGUGGUUUGGAAUUCAGCUCAAUCCUCAGUGUAUGGGCAUUGACCUCAAAUUUUUCUUCGUUAGAGCUGGAAUGAUGGGCUGGCUACUUAUCAACCUAUCAGUUCUAGCGAGAAGCAUUCAAGAUUCCACUGUGAGCCGAUCAAUGAUCCUCUACCAGCUGUUUUGUGGGUUAUACAUCCUAGAUUACUUUGUUUAUGAGGAAUACAUGACCUCCACAUGGGACAUAAUUGCUGAAAGGUUGGGCUUCAUGUUGGUAUUUGGAGAUCUAGUGUGGAUCCCUUUCACUUUUAGCAUUCAGGGCUGGUGGCUUUUGAGCAACAAGCCCGAGCUUACAACAGCAGCUGUAAUAGCCAAUUGCUUUGUUUUUCUGAUGGGGUAUCUCGUAUUUAGAGGAGCUAACAAGCAAAAACAUGUAUUUAAGAAGAAUCCCAAAGCACUUAUAUGGGGCAAGCCUCCAAAAGUCAUUGGGGGAAAGUUGCUUGCUUCCGGUUUCUGGGGAGUUGCACGGCACUGUAAUUACCUUGGGGAUCUGUUGCUUGCUCUGUCCUUCAGUUUACCGUGUGGGAUAAGCUCCCCAAUUCCAUACUUUUAUCCCGUUUAUCUGCUUAUUCUGCUAAUUUGGAGAGAAAGGAGGGAUGAAGCUCGCUGUGCCUUGAAGUACAAAGAAGUCUGGGCAGAGUACUGUAGACUUGUUCCAUGGAGAAUAUUGCCUUACUUCUAUUAGCACCCAGUCACCAAGGAACCUGUUUCAAUUAAUGUUCAUGCAUCUCUUGUUGAAGAAGUUUUGUGUACUUGUAGCGAGCUAAAUGAAUUUCUUCUUGGGUUUUUUGCGUACUAGUAGCUAACUAAAUGAAUUAUUCUUGGGUUUAUGAUUAAUAAGCCUGUAAUUUACUAUCAAUCAUAGCAUCCAGGUGGGAACAUAUUCUCACAACCUGCUUCGUCCUCA
Carya illinoinensis is the source of this 1592-nucleotide messenger RNA. RefSeq names its product delta(14)-sterol reductase. The coding region runs from base 261 to 1370 and encodes 369 amino acids. Gene Ontology annotation, cellular component: endoplasmic reticulum membrane. Lineage: Eukaryota; Viridiplantae; Streptophyta; Magnoliopsida; Fagales; Juglandaceae. Gene Ontology annotation, biological process: sterol biosynthetic process. The transcript has 13 exons. The record is from RefSeq and is a predicted model, not a curated record. Gene Ontology annotation, molecular function: Delta14-sterol reductase activity.